Panicum hallii is the source of this 1457-nucleotide messenger RNA. RefSeq names its product protein ODORANT1-like. Lineage: Eukaryota; Viridiplantae; Streptophyta; Magnoliopsida; Poales; Poaceae. The coding region runs from base 267 to 1091 and encodes 274 amino acids. The record is from RefSeq and is a predicted model, not a curated record. The transcript is spliced from 2 exons.
CACCUCGGCUCGCCGCUGCGGUUGCCGGGCACCUGUCACUCGGCCCUCCUUUUUUCUGUCGAUGCAGCUACUUGGUUAGCCGGCCCGUCGUCUACCGCCUGGCCCUGCUGCCCCGGCCAGGCCGCGACCGCUAUUGGACGCCGGCCGGCCGGCCUCGCUCGCGCGCGCCGCGGCGGCCUUUUUAACAGGACCUCGCCGCGAGCUCACGGGCUGCUGCUCUCGGCGGCGGCGGCGGCGGCGGCGGGGUAUAUAUCUAGGUAGGAUAGAUGGGGCGGCAGCCUUGCUGCGACAAGCUGGGGGUGAAGCGGGGGCCGUGGACGGCGGAGGAGGACCGGAAGCUCAUCAGCUUCAUCCUGAGCAACGGCCAUUGCUGCUGGCGCGCGGUGCCGAAGCUGGCCGGCCUGCUGCGCUGCGGCAAGAGCUGCCGCCUGCGCUGGACCAACUACCUCCGCCCGGACCUCAAGCGCGGCCUCCUCACCGACGCCGAGGAGCAGGUCGUCAUCGACCUCCACGCCAAGCUCGGCAACAGAUGGUCAAAGAUUGCUGCUAAGCUACCGGGAAGGACUGACAACGAGAUCAAGAACCACUGGAACACGCACAUCAAGAAGAAGCUGAUCAAGAUGGGCAUCGACCCGGUCACGCACGAGCCCCUCGACGGGAAGACCAGCAGCCCGGCCACAACCUCGCAGUCCGUCGUCACGGCGGAUUCAACCAAGUCCGACGAGGCGACCAAGCAGCAGAGCCCGCAGAGCGACGCCGUCAGGGACGACGUGUUGGCAGACGGUUCCAGCCCGACGGAAUCGAGCGCGAACACCGUUAGCACGGGCGGAAGCAGCAGCAGCAGUAGCCACGACCAGGACCCGCUGGUGAAGUGGCUCCUGGAAGAGGACCCGCCCACCGGCGACGAGCCGUGGCUCAACUUCACCGGCAGUGUCGACGUGGACGAGCUCAGCAGCAUUGCCGCCGGCGGUCCGGAGUUGCCGUGGGACGGCGCCACCGACUGGCUGCUCGACUACCAAGAUUUUGGAUUGGGGGACGACUCGAGCUUGGUCGAUGGCUACAUGAUCAACAGCUCAAACGGAGCAAACUAGCUAGCUACAGCCGGUGAAGAUGAUGAUGCAUCAGCUUGUGUUGCUACCAGUGUAGAUAAGUAAUAAAAAAACAUGCAUAUGGAGGUUGUGAAAGGUGAAAUGACCAGAUCGAAGGGUGAUCAAGAGUUCUUGCUCUCCUUGAUCGAUCCAACCAACGGCUGGGAUGCAUUUGAUGGGGGUGUAGUAGAGAGAGGCGUAUACGUAGAUUUAGCUGUGUUGCUUUUUUUUAUCCCUUUGAGGUUAAGGGGUUUGUGUUACUUGAAAGAUGUGUUUCUUCUCAAAGAGAAGUCGUAGAACUUCUUGCUGUUGUAUGUAUAUAUACAUGCUUGCAAUACAAAAUUGGUGGGUGGUUAGGUGCUGUAGUUA